Brienomyrus brachyistius is the source of this 1857-nucleotide messenger RNA. It is a transcript of the gene mettl9, whose product is annotated as methyltransferase like 9. The coding region runs from base 141 to 1088 and encodes 315 amino acids. Lineage: Eukaryota; Metazoa; Chordata; Actinopteri; Osteoglossiformes; Mormyridae. The transcript has 6 exons. The record is from RefSeq and is a predicted model, not a curated record. Gene Ontology annotation, molecular function: protein-L-histidine N-pros-methyltransferase activity.
CACAGGAAGAAAACGUGACCGCGGAAGCGUAGCCCCGACCGGCUUUGGGAGGGGCUCGUGUUAACACGUUGCUUUAAGCAUUAGCAAAACAAACUUCGAAAAGCGAUGUUGUUUUCCAUAAAAUCUCACCACACCCACGGAUGAGGUCCCUGGUUUUCGUGGCGUGGAUCAUAGUCUACGUUUCCUCGCUACUAACGAUCCGACGGAUGUGGACGGGCAAAUACGUGCGGAGUCCGCUAGCCCGGACGCUGAUCUUCAGCAUGGUGAAAGAAGGAGAGAGCGCAGCGCCGGAGUGGUACCGCUGCUGUCCAGACAUCCUGGAGGAGUCUCUGCGGCCGUUGUUUGUCCAGAGCCACCUAGACCCAGACACCCAGGCUUUCCUGAAGCAUAGCGAGGAAAAGUCUGGUUGGCUCUUCACACAGAUCUAUCACUCCUUUUUCUCCACCAUCUUCAGCCCCAUCGUCUCCCGCACUUCCAUAAACGGGUUCCUCGGCAGGGGCUCCAUGUUCGUCUUCUCCGGUGAGCAGUUCUGCAGGCUCCUCCAGAUUAACUCGGACUGGCGGGGCAACAGGCUCCUGGACCUGGGCGCCGGGGAUGGGGGUGUCACUGAUGUCAUGGCCAAACACUUCCAGGAGGUCUACACCACAGAAGUAUCUGCCCCUAUGAGGUGGCAGCUCCAGAAAAAGAAUUACACGGUUCUGGGCAUCGACGAGUGGCAUUCAGCGGGCUUCCAGUAUGAUGUGAUUAGCUGUCUGAAUCUCUUGGACCGCUGUGACCAUCCUCUUGCUCUGCUCAGAGACAUCAAGCGCUCCCUGGUUCCAGGCACAGGGAGGCUGGUCCUCGCUGUGGUUCUGCCUUUUCAGCCUUACGUGGAAAUCGGUGGCAGGUGGGAGCGGCCAGAAGAGCACCUGAAAGUCGGAGGAAAGGUGUGGGAGGAGCAGGUCACUCACCUGUCCAAUGAUGUAUUCAGGGGGGCGGGGUUUGAGGUGGAGGCAGUGACACGACUGCCCUACCUCUGUGAGGGGGACCUGUAUAAAGACUUCUACGUCCUGGAUGAUGCGGUGUUUGUUCUCAGGCCAGUGGAAUGAAGUUGUGCUUCCCAUCUACCUCAUGGGUCAUAUCUUUGACCGUUAAAGACCUGCAGUUCAGUUUGCUGCCUCUGUGAUAUCACUUUUGAACAUAGACUAUAUUCUUUCUCAUAUAUAUUUUUAGGAAAUUUUGUAUUUUUUUUAAAUAAAUGCCGAGACUGGCAUUUAGUGAUUUUAUAGGGAAAAAAACAUAUUUGAAGUCACAAUUUUUUUUUAGUUCUGAUUUUUUUAGUAAGAGAAGGAAAUUCUUAAUUAUAGACUGAGAUUAUGUUUAGAUUUACAUUACAGCUUUGGUUAUUUGUGGUUAUAAUUAAUCUAUAGAUGGGAGCAUCUUAACUGAAGGUUUUCCAGAAGUACCUCAUUGUUAUGAACCACUUCAUUCCGUGAUUGGCUGUUUUUUUAUAUAUAUGAUCUAAAAGCACCGUUGUGAUGUGUUGCCAGUAGAGGUGGGAGGGUGUGUGAAAAUCCCACAAUGCAGGCUGCCUCAUUUAAUCAACUGAAAAGCGGGUUUAAAAACCUGAGUAAUAGCAACGUUUUUCUGGGAAUUUCCUUAGGAAUUAAAAAAAAUCAAUUCAGUUUUAUGUAUGUUUAUUUAUGUCUUUGGCAAAUGCUGGUACUUGUAUUCUAUAUUGCACAUAUAUUGACCGUCCACCAUAUUGUCUGAUUAUUUUUGUUUUUUAACUCUCAUAGGAAUAAUCCCACGAUACUCAGAUUAAUUUGUAUUUAUACUGUGAUUUACAACUGGAUGCAAUAAAUGCUGUAAUUGCAA